GUGUUGAAGCUUCACCACUACUCCUAUAUAUUAAGGUCCCCAAGAGAAAACAAAAAGAUAUACUACUACUACCCAACACUUUCACAAGAUAGAGAAAAGGGAAGCUAACUAGUAGUUCGAUAAGUGGAAGGCAAAGAGCAAACACUCUCUUCCAUCCUAAAUCAAAACCAAAAGAGGUCUGUCUUUAUUCACUUUCAUUCCUCCUUCCUUCCUUCCUUCCUUUUAUCUCCUUGGCAGCAGAUCGAGCAGAGGAAGAAGAAGAAUUAUUAGCCCAACUCCUUUCACCCUUUUCUCUUCAUAUAUGUUCCCCCCUUUUCGUGAAACAAACAUGAGAUGAUUUAGGACUCAACCCGAAAGCCCUUGAAUCCCAGUCCCUUUUGGUAUAUCCCGAUACAAACGCAGUAUCGGCUCCAGGAAUUUUUCAAGCCCUCACACCAUCACAUCGACAACUAUUUUAUUGAGUUGUUCAUCAAUUUAGGGUUGUUUUCCCCUAGGCGAUUAGCUAAGUGACCUACAGAGAGAGAGAGAGAGAGAGAGAGAGGGAAGGGAAAGUGAAUUUUGGGGUGCAUAGAGAUGAUGUGUGGAAAACAGGAAGAAGAACAAGGGGACUACUCUCAAAACAUCCACAACCAACAAAAUUACCAAGAACAAUUCCUAGUCCAACAACAACACAUGCAACAACAACAACAACAGCAGCAGCAGCAGCAGCAAAACACUGCAAGUGAUGCGUACAUAGGUGAUCUCUACCCGUUCCUACCAUGGACCCUCCCUCCGGUCCACUCCUUCAACCCGGCCCGCGAACCCGACCCGUUCCUCCUCCCUCCUCAGCCCUACGGGGGUUUGCUGUUCAACAACAGGAGAUCGUCUCAACCGCCUCUCCAGUUCUCGUACGACGGUCUGAUAUCAGAGUCGCUCGGCCACGUGGUUCAGCACCCCGGCUCGGCUCCGUUCGGGCUUCAGGCCGAGCUGGGUAAGAUGACCGCUCAGGAAAUCAUGGAUGCUAAGGCCCUUGCGGCUUCUAAGAGCCAUAGCGAAGCCGAGCGGCGGCGUAGAGAGAGGAUCAAUAAUCACCUUGCUAAGCUGCGCAGCUUGCUUCCAAGCACCACGAAAACCGACAAAGCUUCAUUGCUAGCAGAAGUGAUCCAACACGUGAAGGAGCUGAAACGCCAAACCUCCCUCAUUGCCGAGACGAGUCCUGUCCCCACCGAGUGCGACGAGCUAACUGUCGACACCUCUGACGAGGACGGAAGGUUUGUGAUCAAAGCAUCACUGUGUUGUGAAGACAGGUCUGAUCUCCUGCCUGACCUAAUAAAAACACUAAAAGCCCUGAGGCUUAGAACACUUAAAGCCGAGAUCACGACGCUCGGCGGGCGCGUGAGGAAUGUGCUUUUCAUUACUGGGGAAGAAGAAGAAGAAUCCAACAGUGGGGACAAUCAUCAACAACAGCAACAACAAUACUCGAUAAGCGAAAUUCAAGAAGCACUUAAAGCUGUGAUGGAGAAAACAAAUGGGGAUGAUUCUCCUUCUGGGAGUGUUAAGAGGCAAAGGACUAAUGUGAAUAUCAUUGAACACAGGUCUCUUUGAAUUUCCUGUGAUCAUUUCUCUACCUUAAUUAUCUUCUUCUUCUUCUUUUUUUUUUUAUUUUUAUUUGUUUUAUUUUUUGUGGUGUGUUUUAUGCGUGUGGUGUGGUCUAUUUUAUAUCUACAGACUGGGAUAUGGUGGUGUGUGCAUGGUUCUGUAAUAGUAGUAUGUUUUUUCAUUACUCGUGGAAAAUACAAUAUGGAGGGGGUUUAACAGUUAAGUUUGAAGUUUAAGGGGUGUAACUGUAACUUCUCUAUUAAAUGAAGUUACAACAUGACUUCUCGUGUACUGGGCAAGUGGGCAUGUCUAUUUUGGACAAUAUUUGUCUUGCAAAUGGAGAAUCACCUCAUCCCACUUGACUUGACUUUUGACUUUUUGUUCUGGUCUUAUUAUGAAAAUAUUAUCAUAGGAAGGACUUGACU
Messenger RNA from Rhododendron vialii, 2003 nucleotides. Its product is annotated as transcription factor bHLH30-like. Gene Ontology annotation, molecular function: DNA-binding transcription factor activity; protein dimerization activity. The record is from RefSeq and is a predicted model, not a curated record. NCBI's taxonomy places the organism in Eukaryota, Viridiplantae, Streptophyta, Magnoliopsida, Ericales, Ericaceae. Bases 574 to 1584 code for a protein of 336 amino acids. The transcript has 2 exons. Gene Ontology annotation, biological process: regulation of DNA-templated transcription.